Messenger RNA from Paramuricea clavata, 1223 nucleotides. Lineage: Eukaryota; Metazoa; Cnidaria; Anthozoa; Malacalcyonacea; Plexauridae. The record is from the annotation of a GenBank genome assembly.
AUGUCACAAUACGGAGAACCUUACAAGUGGGGAAAUGCCUGGGAAGGAACAGAGUUUGAAGCCAUAAUUAGCGAGUUGAUUGAGAAAACUGGUAAGAACAAGGAGCAGCUAAAUAAAAUCCAGGCAACCCUUGAUUCACUACAGAGGGGCCAUGAUGCCCUUAAAAAUAAAAUAGUAGGUCCACUAGAAUACGAAUUUAAGGCCUUCAAAGAUGACACAAUAAAAACAGUUGUAAAGAUAUACAAGAAGUUACAUGAAGCAGUUUGAGCGUAGUAUUUUUCCACCAGGAGGCACAUAGUAGUAGAAGCAGCUGGGUGGGCUAGGGGAACGCUGCUUCAUAAGUUAAGUUUAAAUGUCACAUAAAAUACGGCAAAAAUUUUUACACAUAUAGUAUAGGAAAGAUGGAGAAAUUAUUUAGGAAUCAGUAGUUGAAUGUUAGUGUAAGGACCGUGAGGUGGGGUGGGGAUGUGCUGUUCUACGCAAAAGAUGUGGCGGAAUCCCUAGGGUACUCGGACACAAAAAGGGCAGUCAAAAACCACGUUUGGGAGGAAGAUAAGUAUUCACUGGGUGGUUUAAAAAGGGGUGACUUGAGUCAACCCUUACCAAACGGACAUCCGAGCACUGUUAUGAUUACUGAACAGGGUUUGUACCAGUUAAUUUUCGGAUCAGAGCUUAACACAGCAAGGGAGUUCAGGAGGUGGGUAUUUACUGAGGUACUUCCAUCUAUUCGUAAAACAGGAUCAUAUGAAUUACCAGAUAGAAGGUCACUUAGGUACAACCAAAUGAUCCUAAUAAACGAAACGGACCUUCAUCAUACAGUCGUGAGUUACAUCAGGAAUAACCACCCUGAGGCCGUAAUAAUGCCUGGUCUUGGGGAGUAUCAGGACACGAUUGCAAAAAGAUGUGACGCUUGGAAGAAAGGCUAUAAGGGCGGCCAACCUGACCUUAUUAUAGAGAACCCUAAAGGGAGGUACAUAGGAUUCGCAAUUGAACUCAAGUCUCCUAAGGGCACAGGAACUACAAGUGAGAAGCAGAUCGUAUGGCUUACAAAACUGAGGGAACUAGGAUAUAUGACAGUAAUAUCUGACGACCUGAUACAGAUCUGUAUUAAGAUUAAUGAGUACUUCCAGAUUAAAAGGAAAGAUAAAACAGUAAGGGUGAAGAAUGUAGACGGCACCGCAAAAGUGCAUAGGGAAAGGUUCUCGUUACAUAAGUACUUUUAA